Molecule: messenger RNA, 501 nt
Organism: Elgaria multicarinata webbii
Lineage: Eukaryota; Metazoa; Chordata; Lepidosauria; Squamata; Anguidae
Product: epididymal secretory protein 4-like
Exons: 6
Coding region: 1-501 (166 amino acids)
Molecular function (GO): small molecule binding
Source: RefSeq, a predicted model, not a curated record
AUGAAUGCCGUGCUGUGGGGCAUUGCGUUGGCCAGCUCAUGCUUGCUUCAAACUGCAGCUGAUCUUACUGUGCAGCCAGAUUUUGACCCCAACAAGGUUGUUGGUGUAUGGAACUCAGUUGGAGUCAUAAUGGAUCAAGGCAAACGGCCGAAAAAUGGUUUUCAGCUUCGCAUGAAUGUUGUGAACAGUGGUGACAUGGCUUUGACUGUACAGUCAAUUAAAUACAACUGCCGGAAGGUGGUGGACUAUUUUGUGAAGACUAACCAGCCUGGAAUAUACAUCAGAAGAGGGACCACCACCACUGUUUCUAUCCUGGAUACAGAUUACAAGGAUUACGUCAUUAUACAUGCUAAAACACCAGAGCAAAAUUUGCUGCGUCUAUACGGGUGUUCAGAGACCCGUUUUUUGGAGAAGACCGAGGCAAAAUAUUUCCACGAGCAGCUUGCUUUGCCAAUGGAUACGUCUAUCCAUAAGUUCCGGCUAAAGAUGAUCCUGUCAUGA